AUGGGAAUUUUCAAAUCGCUCAAGAAAUCCUUUUCGACAGAGCCAACAUCCAACGCUCACGCUUACCCCACUUCGAACCACACAAUACCACCAAGAAUCCUAUCGCCCGCUGAUGUGUACAGAUUUCGUAAGCAGCGCGGUGUCAAUCUAGGCAGCUGGUUUGUCCUCGAAAAGUGGAUCACCUGGUCUCCCUACAGGGAGGCGGUAGAGCCAGCCCAAUCAGACCACGAUGUAGCUCGCGGCGGAAAUGCAAAAGAAAUAAUGGAGCAGCACUACGAGACGUGGAUAACUGAAGCAGAUUUCGAGUGGUUGUCUAGUAUUGGUAUAAACACGGUGCGUAUCCCAGUAGGAUACUACCAUUUCAGCAAAUAUCUCGGACAAGGGUAUCUCGACGGCACAGAUUUCCAAGGCCUGGGACAUGUGUACGAGAACACUAUAUCCUACAUCGAAAGAGCCGUAGAUUGGGCGGAGAAGUGGAACAUUGGUGUACACUUCGAUCUACAUUCUGCACCUGGAAAGCAAAACCACGAUGAUCACUCUGGGAGAUCUGGACCUGAGAUUAAGAUGUGGGAGGAGCGUAACAUCGCAGUACUCAAGCAUGCGCUGCGUUUCCUCAUCGCACACUUUUCCCCUCGCGACAAUGUGGUAGGAGUGGAGCUAGUGAAUGAGCCAGCGAACAACGAUGCGUUACUAUCACUUUAUCUCGACAUACUGAGCGAAGCGCGCACACUGACCCACCCGCAUUUCCCCCUAGCGCUAGGAGAUGCAUGGGACACGGAGUAUUAUUCCGGUGUAGUAGGCAGUCGCAAAGAUUUCGUCAUGCUCGACCACCACCUCUAUCGCUGUUUCACCGAGGAGCAAACAAGCGCGAGUGCGUUCGACCAUACUGGGCGGUGUCAAGCGGAGUAUCUCGAGUUCCUGGGCGAGGCGCAGCGCAAAGCCCGCGGGAGUCUCAUUGUCGGUGAGUGGAGUGGCGGGCUGAAUCCGGGGUCGACGGCGGGACACGAUCAUCACGAUAUGAUCGCCAUGUGGAUCGGCGCCCAACUCGCACUCUACGAACGCACCACCGCUGGCUGGUUCUUCUGGACACUGCGCAAGGAGCAUGGCGGGGAUACCGGUUGGGAUUUCAAGGAGGCCGUCAACACUCACGCUUUCCCCCAGUGGGCAGGCGGCAGGAGAGGUCUGCCAGAGGAGGGCAGAGCGUCGCUGGAGGAGAGAGACGAACUCGGCCAACAUGCUGUACACACUCACGCUCAAUACUGGGCCUCUCAAGGUCUGCCUGUUGCCGAACACUGGAGAUUCGAAGAUGGCUUCAGGAUCGGUUGGGAUGAUGCGGUAAUGUUUGCUUAUCAUCGCCCUCCCUCUCACCACGUAGUCGGGCGCUCAGAAAUCGGCUUCGUCGGGAAAUGGAUCGAGGCGCGGAUGGACGAACACUCAGCUUUUAGAGGCCUAAGUGGGAACAUGUGGGAAUUCGAAACUGGCUGGAGACAGGGAUAUGACGGUGCUAUGGCUGCGCUGGGAGAGUAG
Molecule: messenger RNA, 1527 nt
Organism: Wallemia ichthyophaga EXF-994
Lineage: Eukaryota; Fungi; Basidiomycota; Wallemiomycetes; Wallemiales; Wallemiaceae
Product: Glucan 1,3-beta-glucosidase 3
Exons: 2
Coding region: 1-1527 (508 amino acids)
Biological process (GO): glucan catabolic process
Cellular component (GO): cell surface; extracellular region
Molecular function (GO): glucan endo-1,6-beta-glucosidase activity
Source: RefSeq, a predicted model, not a curated record